AUGGCUUCGAUUCUGUUUGAAUGCUUUAUCGUCAAUUCAGCAGUCGCUAGAUACGGUCACCGAGCCUACGUGGGCCCAGCUAGGACCGACCCUGAUCAUAUACGAAAGUACACCGAUGAGGUUGCGGAAUAUGAUUACAAACAGGCAAUCAGCACCAUCCAGAGGGAUAACGCUUUGGCUAUGGGUAAGGGUGUGCAGAAUCGGUAUUAUGAAACAAUCUUCUGGAAAGUCAUUCUCAAGGGUGCAGCUUUAAUCGAUCCUUCCAGCUUGCCGUCCGCAAAAGGACCUGCCGACGGCUUCACCAUGGUGGAGAAAGCUGCAACUAAGAGGUUCAUGGAAGAUGCUGGAUACAGGCUAGGUGCAGAAAAUCAACGGCAGUGCCGGAUCUUUUGGAGAAACCUUCUCAAAAUGCGCGAACUCGGUAUCGAAAAAGUCUUAUAUUACCGCACCAAAGAAUUUGACAGCUACUGCAAAGGGUAUCCCAAAACAUCAAAAACCUCUCUUGUGGAUACAAUCAAGAAGUGGGAGGCCCAGUAUAGACCUCAUAUCGAACAGCUAGAAACGCAGCUUCUCAGGCUCGGGAAAGGUGACCUGGCGCGCGUAUCUGAUCUUGACAAUCCUCAAGUUACUGAGAGGCUGAAAGUUCAGGAGUCCUGUUGGAAUUGUGCCGGAAAUGAAUGGGCUUUCCUCACCGAGGAAGAAAGCUACAAGGAAAUUGGCUUGCAGACUUUCUCACCUGAUAUGGUAUGCGCACUCUACGACAACCAAGUAGUGUCAGAGUCUGGUGGAGAUAAGUCUUCAUUUACCUUCCUCUUGCCGAAAGACGACAGUAGUUCUUUGCUCGUUUGUUCCAUCAUCCCCGUGCACGAGGGAGAUUUUCUAGGUGUGUUUUCUGGUAAGAUUCGUUUCUCGGAAACCUGGAGUCCCACACACGGUAUUCGCGGUCCUGUCGACAAUCUGUGGCUAGACUACUCACAAGUCACUGGUACGCUGAACCAAAUGCUCGUCUCCGAACCUGGUGGUUCCGCAAAUGUUCGGACCCAUUGGGAAUUAAUCUAUGAUGAUGUUGACACAGAGAAUUGCACCUCCUGGAGAGUUUCGGUGAAAGCUUCUAAGCCAAUAAUGCCUUUUGAACCUCUCGUUCGUGAGGCUGCUCAGCAAGAACAAUAUGUAUUGCACUUAUCUCCUGAGCAUGCAAAGAGAGGCUUUCUCGAACUUUGCGAAACUGACUGA
Molecule: messenger RNA, 1233 nt
Organism: Penicillium alfredii
Lineage: Eukaryota; Fungi; Ascomycota; Eurotiomycetes; Eurotiales; Aspergillaceae
Exons: 1
Coding region: 1-1233 (410 amino acids)
Source: RefSeq, a predicted model, not a curated record